AUGCCGGCGAAGAUCGCCCCGAGCCUCCUCGCCUGCGACCUCAGCGACAUGGCCGGCGAGGCGCGGCGCGUGGUGGAAGCGGGCGCGGACGUGCUCCACAUCGACGUCAUGGACGGCCACUUCGUGCCCAACCUGUCCUGGGGCCCGCCCGUGGUCAAGUGCCUGCGCAAGGCGACGCGCGCCUUCCUCGACGUGCACCUCAUGGUCAGCGACCCGCGGAAGUGGGUGCUGCCCAUGGCCGACGCGGGCGCGGACGGGUUCACGUUCCACGUCGAGGCCGACUCCGACCCCGCGGCCGUCGUCGACGCGAUCCGCGCCGCGCCGCGCAAGAUGGUCGUGGGCGUCGCGCUCAAGCCGGGCACGCCCAUCGCCGCGCUCGACGCGCUCUGGCGCGACGGCGAGUUCCUCGCGGACUUCGUGCUCGUCAUGACCGUCGAGCCGGGCUUCGGCGGCCAGUCCUUCAUGCCGGCCAUGAUGGACAAGGUCACGGCGCUCCGGGCCCAGUUCCCGACCAUGGACAUCCAGGUCGACGGCGGCCUCGGGCCCGCGACGGUCGAGACGGCCGCGGCCGCGGGCGCGAACUACAUCGUCGCCGGCUCCGCGGUCUUCAAGGCGCGCGAGCCCGCCGCCGUCAUCGCCCAGCUCCGCGACGGCGUCAACGAGUUCUGCCUCCAGAAGAGAAAACGCAACAACAGCAUCGCGUGA
Aureococcus anophagefferens is the source of this 705-nucleotide messenger RNA. RefSeq lists its product as hypothetical. Gene Ontology annotation, biological process: pentose-phosphate shunt, non-oxidative branch; carbohydrate metabolic process; pentose-phosphate shunt. Bases 1 to 705 code for a protein of 234 amino acids. Gene Ontology annotation, cellular component: cytosol. The record is from RefSeq and is a predicted model, not a curated record. Lineage: Eukaryota; Pelagophyceae; Pelagomonadales; Pelagomonadaceae. Gene Ontology annotation, molecular function: D-ribulose-phosphate 3-epimerase activity; metal ion binding. The transcript is spliced from 2 exons.